Molecule: messenger RNA, 648 nt
Organism: Hordeum vulgare subsp. vulgare (domesticated barley)
Lineage: Eukaryota; Viridiplantae; Streptophyta; Magnoliopsida; Poales; Poaceae
Product: U6 snRNA-associated Sm-like protein LSm6
Exons: 3
Coding region: 98-397 (99 amino acids)
Biological process (GO): maturation of SSU-rRNA; mRNA splicing, via spliceosome
Cellular component (GO): P-body; nucleolus; U4/U6 x U5 tri-snRNP complex
Molecular function (GO): RNA binding
Source: RefSeq, a predicted model, not a curated record
ACCGAACCUUGAAAGCUCAGUCCCACCUAACCCAGCCCAAACAAGCCCAAUACCAAACCCUCGCAGCCUCCCAGUCCCACCCACACAACCGAGAGAGAUGAGCAGCGGCGGCGCGGACAAGUCCGGCAGCGGCGGCGGAGGUGCUGGUGGGCCGGUCAAGACGCCGUCAGACUUCCUCAAGUCGAUCAGGGGCCGCCCCGUCGUCGUUAAACUCAACUCGGGCGUCGACUACCGAGGUAUUCUGGCUUGCCUGGACGGUUAUAUGAACAUUGCGAUGGAGCAAACCGAAGAGUACGUGAACGGCCAACUGAAGAACAAAUAUGGUGACGCUUUCAUAAGAGGCAACAACGUCCUCUACAUCAGCACGUCGAAGCGGCCCCUCACCGACGGAGCAUAGGCCAAGUGGAGCAUUCACAUCAUCAUCAUCAUCAUCAUGUAAUUUCAAGGUCGUUAACCCGAUUAUUGGUUGUGGUGAACUGGUGAUCUGACUGGUGCUGCCUUUGUCACUCUCGUACCUGCUGUCUGCUAUAUUGCCUGCUGACGGAGACUUAUCUGGAACCAUUUCGACUCGAUGUUAUCUGUGUUUUUUAGCUUCUGAGAUGUUUGUGUCCAAGAUUCUGCGUUCGAUAUAGAUAAGAUUUGUGUUUC